Molecule: messenger RNA, 776 nt
Organism: Bombus huntii
Lineage: Eukaryota; Metazoa; Arthropoda; Insecta; Hymenoptera; Apidae
Gene: PTPMT1
Product: phosphatidylglycerophosphatase and protein-tyrosine phosphatase 1
Exons: 6
Coding region: 137-703 (188 amino acids)
Biological process (GO): protein dephosphorylation
Molecular function (GO): phosphatidylglycerophosphatase activity; protein tyrosine/serine/threonine phosphatase activity; phosphatidylinositol-4,5-bisphosphate 5-phosphatase activity
Source: RefSeq, a predicted model, not a curated record
AUUUUGAACUGCUUAUAUAAUCACUAUUUUAAAUACAUAUUAUCUGCAAUAUAGAGUAUUGUAUGUACAUAAAAUGAACAGAAUUCAGCAUAAGGAAAUUUCUUAGGAAGAAUUGUAUAGGUUAAGAAGUUUCAAAAUGAUGAGUCCAGUGGCAAUGUUUGCGAGGUUGACAUUUUAUCCAACGCUUCUCUAUAAUGUAUUAAUGGAAAAAAUUUCGUCAAGAAAUUGGUACGAUAGAAUUGAUGACACUGUUAUAUUAGGUGCUCUACCAUUUCGAAGUAUGAUCAAACAGUUAAUAAAUGAAGAAAAUGUCCGAGGUGUUGUUUCAAUGAAUGAAGAUUAUGAAUUACAGUUGUUUUCCAAUACUAAAGAGGAAUGGAAAAAUAACAAUGUGGAAUUUUUACAACUACCUGUAACAGAUAUUUUUCAAUCACCUUCACAAGAAAAAUUACAACUUGGAGUAAAUUUUAUUAACAAAUUUCGUGAUGUUCCGACUGAAUUAAAUACUAAAACUGUUUAUGUUCAUUGUAAAGCAGGAAGAACACGUAGUGCAACAUUAGUUGGAUGCUACUUAAUGAAGAAAAAUCAGUGGACUCCAGAGGAAGCAGUAGCAUAUAUGCAACAAAAAAGACCUCACAUAUUAUUACGUACCGAACAGUGGAAUGCAUUAAGACUUUUUUAUAACAACCAUGUAAAACAAUAAUACAUCAUUUAGAUAAAUAUACAGUUAUUAUUAAACUAAUAUAUAUAUAAAUAAAAUUUUAUUUGUUACAAAA